CUUUUCCUGACGUACACAUGGUAGAUACAAGCUGGUGGCUUGCAGACUGCGUCUGUCUGGAGAUAGGCAGCGAGCCGAUGGAUAACAACACUCCAGGAGAGUGAUUAUGCAGCAGUUAUUUAAGGAUAGGCUUUUGUGGUAUGGCAACAUAUGAGCUGAUUCUCCAGCGUAUAGGCUUGGACGUGACGCACUGACUGGAAUCUGCUUGUUCACAGGAACAGAAAGUUUUCCUUGUUUAACAACCAGCUGCGGCAUCCUAUCAUCUGCUUAAUCAGGAGAAGCAGUGAAGGAGAGCAAAAAUGGCGGAGGAGAGAAAAGAUGAAGCCAAGGCACCACACUGGACUUCAAGUCAGCUCACAGAAGCUGCUUCACACCCACACUCACCUGAACUUAAGGACCAGGGUGGCACGGGUGCUGGACUGGUCAGAAGCGCCAAUGGAUUUCCCUUUCGCGAGGACGAGGAGUCAGGGCCGGGCGGACGGGAGCAGCAGGGCACAUACUCUCGAACCAAAGAGAACGGCAUCAACGGGGAGCUGUCGACGGGAGACAGAGAGACUGCAGAAGAAGUGUCUGCAAGGAUAGUGCAAGUAGUAACAGCUGAAGCUGUAGCAGUCGUGAAAGGUGAACAGGAAAAAGAAGCCCAGCACAAAGAUCAGCCUGGACCACUACCUUUAGCAGUUGAAGAGUCGGCCAACCUGCCUCCUUCCCCGCCUCCGUCGCCAGCUGCAGAACAGACGGGAACUCUGGAGGAAGAAGAAGAAGCAGUAGAGAGUCCGAUGACCGUGGAAGUGAAACCUGCUGCUCUUCCUGGGAAGCAACUGGGGAAAGAGCUGGGGCUUGUAGAGCCUGCAGACCAGGCAAAGGGCCUCAGUGAGGGUCAGCCGGAAUCUGGUUUGGAGGCCAAAGUGCGUCACGAAGACAAAGUGCCACGUGUGGCAUCCAGCAGGGAGAGUGUAACAGUUGUGGCGGAAACGCCCCCGAAAGACACAUCCCCUUCCUCGGCUGAGGAAGCCACGAAGAUGGAAAACCGUGUCCAGGAGGGCGCACGCCCUUUCACAGCAGAACCAUUAGACACAAAGGAACAUGAAUUUUGGAAAGACAGUAAGACUGGUGAGCAACCUAUACACGAUGCCUUAGUUCCACAGCCAGCAAAAACAGAGGCUAUAGAUAAAAAGGAUUUGCAGAGCAAAGACAAUAUGCCUUCACCUCUAUCAGAACAGAUUUUGGAAACUGAUUUACAAAAGAAAGGGGGAGCCAGUUUUGCAGAACCUGCUGCAAAGCCUCCUGUUUCUCAAGAACAGAAAGAUUUGUCAUCUGAACUGCCUAAAGGGAGCAAAACAGAAGAAAGGACUGCAGAUGUGCCCUCGCCAUCCAGCCAAGUGAUCUCUAUGGAAUUUAAAGAUGGCCUUAAAGAUGUCCAAGAGCUUGCCAUCACUCAUGGUGAAAGUUCUCUCUUGCUAUCUGAACCCAAGGCAGAUGCAGCCAAAAGUGAACUUCCUUCAGAUCCAUCUCCCUCUGUCCUGCAGAGACUUCCACCCAAAGACAGUUCCAAAACAAAACAGGAAUCCAGUGAUCAACUGUUUGCCAAAGAUCUCACUAAAGAUGAACAGAUCCACAGAGACAAGACACCAACUCUGCAAGGAGAAGUCUCAGCAGUAACUGUAGAUGGCCUGAAACCACUGAGUACGCAGAAGAUCCCUGCCUGGGGGGAGGAAAAGGACAUGACCAAGGAUGAGAGUGAUGAGGAGGAAAGGUAUGACUUCUACGAUAAAGGGGAGGCUCGAAUAUUAGACGAUGGUAAAUUUAUCACAAAACCUGAAGAGAAGACACUUUCUCUAGACAAAACAGACUUUCAAAAGGAUAGUGAAGCUAAAAAGUUAGCUGAUACUUUCAAAACAGAAAAAGACAUGGACCAAAUGGGGCUCCCAGCAACAGUAGAGGCAAAAAGGGAGGUGCAGCCAACCACAGUGGUGUCACCAGGCAAGUUAAGGCAAGAAGUGAUCCCUGAGAAAACAGAGCACCCUGAUGCCACUCAAUUAUCCACAACAGUGGAGAAGGCCCCUGAGACACCAGGUUUAACUAGUGACAAGACUUCUACUCUAGAACCUCCUCAAGCAAAAGAUGUUAAAAAAGACACUAAGGAGGAUAAGAUAAGUGUUUUGGAUUCAGUUACUCAUGAAACGACAGUAGAAGAGGACCGAUCAGGAAUGUCAAAGUAUUUUGAAACCUCUGCUCUAAAAGAGGAAGCAACCAAAGGAGAUGUUCUGAAACAAGGCAGUGAUUACUAUGAGCUAAGUGACACUAAAGAGAGUGCUUACGAGCCUUAUCAGGUAGAUCAUGUAAUACCUAAAAACAAAGAGGAAGAGGAGGAAGAAUUACAGACAGAAGUGGAUCAGCAGCAGUGUGUGCCUGGUCAUGAAGUAGGUUACAGUACCCUUGCUCAGAGCUUUCCACCAGACAAGUCUGAGGAACCAAGUUCCCCAACAGAGAGAAUGUUCACUAUUGACCCCAAGGUCUAUGGGGAUAAGAGAGAGCUCCACAGUAAAAAUAAAGAUGACCUAACUCUGAGCAGGAGCUUGGGACUUGGGGGUAGAUCUGCAAUUGAACAGAGAAGUAUGUCUAUUAACCUGCCCAUGUCCUGCCUGGAUUCAAUAGCUCUAGGAUUUAGCUUUGGUCGUGCACAUGAUCUCUCUCCCCUUGCUUCAGAUAUUCUAACUAACACUAGUGGAAGCAUGGAUGAAGGUGACGACUACUUACCAGCAACCACACCAGCACUGGAGAAGGCUCCCUGCUUCCCCAUUGAUAGUAGAGAUGAAGAUGAACACAUUGAAGAGGAAAAAGCAAUGCCUGAAGAAAAUGUCCAGCCUGAGACCUUGGUUGAGUCACCUUUCCCAGCCAAAGACUAUUACAAAAAUGGUGCUGUAAUGGCUCCUGAUCUCCCUGAGAUGUUAGACUUAGCAGGGACAAGAUCGAGAUUAGCCUCCGUGAGUGCAGAUGCUGAGGUGGUGCAAAAGAAGUCAGUUCCUUCUGACACUGUUGUGGAAGACACCGGCACAGCCCUGCCACCUGUGACAGAUGAAAACCACGUAACUCUAAAAGCUGAAAGUCAGCUGGAAGACUUAGGCUACUGUGUUUUUAAUAAGUACACAGUUCCUCUCCCUUCUCCAGUUCAGGAUAGUGAGAAUUUAACAGGUGAAACCUGUCCAUUUUACGAAGGCACCGAUGAAAAACUGAGACGUGGCCUAGCUCCCGAUCUGUCUUUAAUAGAAGUGAAGCUGGCAGCAGCUGAAAAAUCAAAAGAAGAAUUCCUCAGUGAAAAAGAUUUAGGUCAGCAUGCCACUGGUGAAUCUGUUCUGGCGAGGGAGUAUGAACAGGAGAAAAAAGAGAAGCUGGAUACAGUGCUAGAAAAAAGUGAAGAUCAAGUUGAUUCUAAAGAGUUCUAUCCCAUUAAAGGUACAGAGCCAGAGAAGAGAAGACCUGAGGCAAUCUUAGAAGUGAAAGAAGAAGGUGUGAUUGAUAAAGUUCAGGUAACUGAUGAUACUGUGUAUGACAGAAUAUUAGCUACAGAGAUAGCAAAAGAAAAAGAUGCUGUUUCUUUGUUGAUUGAGAAGGAGAAGACUCUUAGUGUUGUUCCAGAAAUGGCUGAGAUAGACACUCCAAUAAAACCAGAUUAUAAUGCUAUAAAGCAUGAUUUGGAAGUGGCUGCAAGGAGAGCAAACCAAGAAUAUCAGAGUCAAUUAGAUACUAAGAUCCAUGAGGUUGUUUCUCUACCUUCAGGACAGGACAAAGCCUCUGUUAAAAGAGCAGAGCCCGAACCUCAAGAAACUCAGCAGAAAGAUCAGACCAUUUUGUCCAAAGAAACAAAGGAUGCAGAUGUACUUCCCAAGACUGAGCCUAGUCAUGUGAAGGACAGCACCAAACUGACUGAAACAGAAAUUAAGGAAAAAGUAACUAAGCCUGAUCUGGUGCAUCAAGAGGCAGUUGAUAAAGAGGAAUCAUAUGAAUCUAGUGGAGAGCAUGAUCAAGCCCAAGAAGGUUUGAAUGGAGAAUCCUUGAAAACAGAGGUUAUCAAAGGAGAGCCUCCAAAACCUCCUGUGUCAGGGGAAGACACUCCUGCAGAGUUACCAGCAAAGGAGCCCUCUGUGGAGCUACCCCUUCCAAAAGCUGAGCCUCUGCAAGAAGAAACUGCUGAUGUUCAGAUGGAGAGCAUACCACAACCUACAGAGGGAGCUGAAAAGAUUCCAGAUGCAGCCGUGAAACCCAUGGAAAUCCAGAAGCUGCUGCCAUGUGAAGUGACAGCUGAAGCCACAAAAAGGGAAGAACAUGAGGAAGAAGAGGGAGAAGGAAGACAAGAAGAAAAAGAAGAAGAUAAACAGCAACUUAUAUCAGAAGUGCCCCCGGAAGUAGACUUAGGGAAGCCUACCAGUGAAGAAAUGCCAGCCAAGGCUGGCCCAGAAGCACUACUUGAACUGAAAGGCAUUAUUGAAUCUGUGGUGACAGUAGAGGAUGACUUUAUCACAGUGGUGCAGACAACAGUUGAUGAGGGUGAAUCAGCUUCUCACAGCGUGAGGUUUGCUGCUACCCAGGAAGACAUGGAAACAGGCGACUCCCAGGCUGAAGAGGAACUGGAGAUAGAGGAAGUGGCUGACAUUCAUGGUGAGCCCAAGGAGGGCUCCCCAGAAGCUCCUGCUACACCUGAGAGAGAAGAAAUUCUGCUCACUGACUACAAGACAGAGACCUGUGAUGAUUACAAAGAUGAAACAACUAUCGAUGACUCCAUCAUGGACACAGACAGUCUCUGGGCGGAUACUCAAGAUGAUGAUAGGAGCAUCAUGACUGAACAGUUAGAGACUGUUCCUAAAGAGGAGAAGGCAGAGAGAGAAUUGCGAAGAUCAUCUCUUGAUAAGCAUAAAAAAGAGAAACCUUUUAAAACUGGGCGAGGCAGGAUUUCUACUCCUGAAAGGAAAAUAGCUAAAAAGGAACCUAGCACACUCUCCAGAGAUGAAGUGAGAAGGAAAAAAGCAGUGUAUAAGAAAGCUGAACUUGCUAAAAAAACUGAAGUUCAGGCCCACUCUCCCUCCAGGAAAAUCAUUUUAAAACCUGCUAUCAAAUACACUAGACCAACUCAUCUCUCCUGUGUUAAACGGAAGCAGACAGCAGGUGGUGAAACAAACCAGGCUCCUGGUGUAUUUAAACAAGCAAAGGAAAAACUCUCAGAUGGAGUAAGCAAGAGUCCAGAAAAGCGUUCCUCUCUACCAAGACCUUCCUCUAUACUUCCUCCUCGAAGAGGUGUCUCAGGAGACCGAGACCGAGAGGAGAACUCUCUCUCCCUCACAACUUCCCUUUCUUCUUCAGUACGACGCACUACCCGAUCAGAGCCAAUUCGUAGCAGAACGGGAAAAAGUGGAACUUCUACUCCCACCACUCCUGGUUCCACUGCCAUCACUCCAGGCACCCCGCCUAGCUACUCCUCCCGUACCCCAGGCACUCCGGGGACCCCCAGCUAUUCCAGAACCCCACACACUCCUGGUACCCCCAAAUCUGCCAUCCUGGUACCCACUGAGAAAAAAGUUGCCAUCAUUCGCACUCCUCCCAAAUCUCCAGCCACUCCGAAGCAACUACGAGUUAUUAAUCAGCCUCUGCCUGACCUCAAGAAUGUCAGGUCCAAAAUCGGUUCAACAGAUAAUAUCAAAUACCAGCCUAAAGGAGGGCAGGUUAGGAUUUUAAACAAGAAGAUCGAUUUUAGUGAUAUUCAGUCCCGCUGUGGUUCCAGAGAUAACAUCAAACAUUCUGCAGGGGGAGGAAACGUACAAAUUGUAACCAAGAAGAUAGAUUUGAGUCAUGUGACUUCCAAAUGUGGCUCCCUCAAGAACAUCCACCACAAGCCAGGUGGAGGACGUGUGAAAAUUGAAAGUGUGAAACUGGAUUUCAAAGAAAAAGCUCAGGCUAAAGUUGGUUCACUUGAAAAUGCACAUCAUGUUCCUGGCGGUGGUAACGUCAAGAUUGACAGCCAGAAGCUAAACUUCAGAGAGCAUGCUAAAGCCCGUGUCGACCAUGGGGCUGAGAUCAUCACACAGUCACCAGGCAGGUCCAGCGUGGCUUCGCCGCGCAGGCUCAGCAACGUCUCAUCCUCUGGAAGUAUCAACCUGCUUGAAUCGCCCCAGCUUGCUACCCUUGCUGAAGAUGUCACGGCAGCCCUUGCUAAACAGGGCUUAUGAAUUUGCUCCAUUUUACAUUGUAUGAAGUAAUAAUAUUUAGGCAUGAGCUCUUGGCAGGAAUGGGCUCAGAGCAGGUGUUACAUUCAUUCUUUACCAUGUCUAAAACUAAGUCAUAUCCCAAGACUUGUAGUUACCAUACAAUAAAAAAACAGAAAAAAAUUAAUUAAAUAGAUGCAGAAAUUGGCCUGAUCUCCAUUUACAACAGGAAGACACUGGCUUUAUAUGGGUAUAAAAUUGCAGUAUGUUACAUUGGACAAUUAUUGUUGCUCUGCUCUGUCUUGCAUGGAGUACUGUACUAUGAUAAAAUGCAUUUUUACCUUUCAUGUGCCUGAAGGCCAUCCACCUCUUUCUGAAGAGCCUUGUUAAUAUCCCAAGUUGCUCAUUUCACUGUUCUCUUGAUAGAUGAGGAAAUAAAAAAUGAAAAAGUUGCCCAUUGUAAGUUAUUACAGGUUAAAUUAAGAGUGUUCUUACCAGAAGGACGGGCAUAUAGAGAAAUUCAAGUUUAAUUAAAAAAAGUGUUAUUUUAUAUAAAUGAGUAGAACAAAAGCUGAAUUAAGUUAUUAACAUUUUUUGGACCUGGGUAAUUAUGUCAGUGUAUAGCUGAAAAGCCAAUAAAUUAUUUAACUAAUAACUAAAAAUAGUAGUUGAAAAACAUUUGAACCAUGCUUGGGGAAGUGACGUGAAAAAGCUAUCUAAAGGAAGCACUUCCAUCCUAAUGACUUGUGUCUGAUUAGAAUGUUGGUUAAGCGGCUAGAUUUGUGUACGCACUACCGGUUUCACAUCCUUUCCAUCUGUUUGAUACAGUAUUAUAGAUAUAUAUAUUUCUCUGUGGCCAUUUGUGAUACGCCCUCCUCAUAUACUUGAAUAUUCUACUUUAUUCACAGUAUCUGUGUCUCUUGCACCCUUUGGUGUUGCAAUUUUAGGUAUGUAAAAGUAGAUGUUAGCAGGGUUAUUUUCCCUAUUCAUAAAAAUACAUUUAAAGAAGACAAAAACUUUCAGCAUGAAGUUGCUUUCUGUAACAACUAAAAGCCGUUACCCUGUUUUAGUGCCAGAUGCAAGUCUCUUCUGUGAUGCUAGAAAAAAAGAUUCCUUCCCUCCUUCCCUUCCCUCCCUUUCUUCACCAAGAUUGAUUUUUGUGGGAUCCAGAAAUUUUGUAAGAGGGUUUCCAAAGGUGGUUGGGUUUGGAUUCUGGAUUUUUUAAAAAUCCAAAAUAGUUUGGUUUGGGCUUUUUUUUUUGUUUGUUUUUUGUUUUAACUCCUGUAGUAACAGUGAAUGUUAGAUUUAUUUAUUUUUUUUCUUUUGCUAAAGUUGAAAAAAGUAUUACAGUGUUGUUUCCACUCCUUCAGUGAUGUCUUAAAUAAACACUUGGGCACUCGGAUAACAACGAUAAACAUAACAGAGAUGCCUGUAAAUUAUAGUACAUGAAUAAAUAAAAUAAGCUCCUUAGACUAGGUUGCCGUGGUGAUUAAUCUAUAAAUAGGGCAUCUUAAAAACUGAACAAAGUGACUUUAUUGACUAUAAAAAGUAUAAGAAAAAGUGUGCAUAAAAGGUAAAGGGCAGAGAUAUAUAAACAUCAAAUCAAAUGGAGUUACUUGUGAGAACUCCAACACUAUCUUAGGGACACUAAGAGAACACUGAAGGUAAUAUGGUAGUAUUACUCAUCAGCAGGUAGUAAUCUGCUGAUACUAUGUACAGAAGACAUUAUGAAAUGACCAGUUUACAUUCUUGCAGAUUCUUUGAUCUUUUCCUUUUGAAAUCUCUAAACUUUGCACUGUCAGUUGAGCUAUACUUGAUCCAUGUAUUAGGUUAACAUUGUGUGUUGGAAGCUUUUGAUCUGUUCUUUUUACUUCUUAAUUUGUAUGUAUGCGUGUGUGUGUUGGGGUUUGAUCUGAAAAGACACAUAGAGAAGAUUUUUAUGUCUGUGGAGAAGGAUUCUUAGAAUUAAUAGCACAGAAUUCCAUAUAAUCAAAUUCAGGUAGUAAAUGCACAGUUCCUAAGCAGUAGAUUUUCAGUGGACUGAACAGGGAUUUUAGCUAAGCUGUCACAGCAGUAUGAAGACAAAGCAGAAUGGUUAAAACUCCCAAAGAUUUACUGAGAUGAACUCCUAACAGCCCCACGCAUGACAUUUCAGCUUUGAGAAAAGCUUUUUCACACUAUAAGGUUCCUAAUACUGUUUGUAAGUCAGUUGUUUUAUACAAAGGACAGUGAGUUUAGAACCGCGCUAAGUGCAUCUGGAGGAUUCUGAUUUCUGCCUUGUAUUUGUUGUACUCUUCCCUUAGCAUAAUUGCUUAAGAGUUCACAUGGAAACAAUGCCGAGUGACGUGCAUUAAAAGCCCAUUUCCAUUGUUCCAGGAAAACAAAAACAGAAAGGAAAAAUUAACAAAACAAUAUUUUGAUCAUGUUGCUCUGAUCAUACCAUCAACUAACAAAAAUCAGCCUUGCAGUUUUUUUUUUUUUUUUUUAAUGCCUUUUGCCAACAUGGGAGAUAGUCUAUGGUACUACUGAACCUCAGCUUCUCUGAAGCUGGAUGCCAGGUGGUUAAUAGUGUUAACAGAACAGUGUUAACUUGUGACUCAAAUGUUUUUAUUUUGCUUUUAAAAUUGACGUACUCUAGAUGAUGCUUAGUUAAUACACCUACCAAAUCCAAAGUUAGAUUGGUGUAGCACACCAAGUCAUUUAUUUCAUGCAUUAAAAUGAGGUUUCUUGUCCUGAUUCAAGCAAAGCCAGACCUUUGUAAUCGUAAUCAUCCUUCCAUAGAAAGAAUCCUAGAAUGCUGUGGAGUUAGAUGAAAAUAAAAGAAAUCAAGAGUUUUGUGCUGUUAAAUAAAAAACAAGUUAUGUUACAUGACUCUAGAUGUUCACUGAAAAAGCUCAUAUUAAUCUUUACUUCUCAAGAAAUUACAGUUUUGUAAAUAUGUAAUGCCCACUAACAGUAGAGCCAGCUUCCUGGAAACUGCAUCUGUUGUGUUUCUUCUCCGCAGGCAUGUUGAGCCAGCAGGUAUGUUGGGUGUCUGAGGACCAACUUUGUAGCAAUGCAGAGAUAAUCCAGACAGAUGGAACAGUUAACCCUGUUUGGAUAGCUUGGGGAGCGCCUCAAAUUAAUAAUCUGUCAAAUUGUAUAGACAAAAGAAAAGGUGCUUCUGCCCCAUUUGCAGAAUUCUAUGUAACCACAAGCAGAAAAAAAUCAAAGUAGAGCAAACCUUUGUCCAGCAACAGUAAAGGUAAAACUAAUACUGAUGAGGAUAAUUUUGUGCCCACUAGGGCUGUGUAUAUUUUCACUGUGCAGCAGUAAAUGGUAUUAUCCAUUCAAUGCUUUGUUAAGGUACAGUAGUAACCUCAUCACGACUGCUUACAAAUAUAAAUUUGCCUAUAUACACGACCCAAGGGGAGUCGAAAGGCAGCCUGUGUGGAACACCACACGUGAGCAGAAGUUUUGCCCCGCUGGACCAAACACAGUUGGAAAAUCAAGUACAAAAGUCCCUUCACAGGCAAAUGCCUUGAAGAGUAGAUCACUUUUGCUAUAAAACCUGAAGCAGAUAGAAUUCUGGCCUAGGUGCGUGUAGCGUUCACUCACUAGCGCAAUUGCUAAAGCAAUUCCCUCUGCAACGCAAGCAAUUCCCACUGCAGGAAGGUAAAUUAGUUUCACACGUGGAAAAGUCAAGCAUAAAAGCCACUUCAACUUUAGCAAAGAGAAAAAGCCAACAAAUGAACAUGCUGUAUGCUGGGAUUUUGAGGAAUACAGUCUGCUGUUACAAACCUGUGUUUUUUCUGAUAAUUCUAGAGCCUGUUACCAUAAAAGAGGCAUUUCUUGAAUGGCUGGUGGUAGGUAGUUCAUGUUUUUCAAUCCAAUUUGCAAUUGUAUUUGUUGCUGUAUAGUGAUUGUUUUGCAAAAUAAAAUCGCUUGUCAUCUAA
This is a messenger RNA of Rhea pennata, 10129 nucleotides long. It is a transcript of the gene MAP2, whose product is annotated as microtubule associated protein 2. The transcript is spliced from 17 exons. Gene Ontology annotation, cellular component: neuron projection. Bases 300 to 6218 code for a protein of 1972 amino acids. Gene Ontology annotation, molecular function: microtubule binding. Gene Ontology annotation, biological process: microtubule cytoskeleton organization; neuron projection development. NCBI's taxonomy places the organism in Eukaryota, Metazoa, Chordata, Aves, Rheiformes, Rheidae. The record is from RefSeq and is a predicted model, not a curated record.